This is a messenger RNA of Salvelinus sp. IW2-2015, 10527 nucleotides long. The record is from RefSeq and is a predicted model, not a curated record. NCBI's taxonomy places the organism in Eukaryota, Metazoa, Chordata, Actinopteri, Salmoniformes, Salmonidae.
UUAUUUCACGAGGGAACAUGUAGAGGGGAAGCACAUAGACAGACUCAACAGCAGCAGCAGAGACACAAGUGAAACUUUUACAUCAGAACACUUGAACCGCGCCAGGCUCAAGGGUACUGGAUUGUUUUAUGCGUGGAGAUUGCGUAUUAUUUCAUGGGGAUCUAGAUAACUUGAACUGCGAGUUGCAAUUUGAUUUGAGCAUCUACAGAGAUUGUUGAGGUGGAAGGAACAUGGCGAGUGGGGUGAAGAGAGCUCACCCUGUUGCUUUAUUAUUUACUUUGAUGCUCUUAUUUUGGCGGGACGUUUACGCGCAGGUGUCUUUUAACGAAAUAACCGGGUUUAGUUUGAGCCCCCCGUACUUCAACCUUGCGGAGGGGUCACGGAUAUCRGCCACCGCAACUUGCGGUGAAGAUGAAGCGGGGAGACCGAGAUCUGAUUUGUACUGUAAACUUGUCGGAGGACCUACCUUUGGACUUCCUAGUCAAACGAUACAGGGACAGUAUUGUGACAGAUGCAACUCCAACGAGCCAAACAAGGCCCACCCGGUGAGUAACGCCAUCGAUGGCACUGAGCGCUGGUGGCAGAGCCCGCCUCUCUCCCGGGGACCUAUGUACAAUGAGGUGAACGUCACUUUGGACCUGGGACAGCUCUUCCAUGUGGCCUACAUCCUCAUCAAGUUUGCCAACGCCCCUCGGCCUGACCUAUGGGUCCUGGAGCGCUCUUUGGACCAUGGGAAAACGUAUGCUCCAUGGCAGUACUUUGCUCAUUCUAAAAGGGAGUGCAUUGAGAGGUUUGGCAAAGAACCAAAUGGACGCGUAGUSCGAGAUGAUGACCAGAUCUGCACCACAGAGUACUCAAAGAUCGUUCCGUUGGAGAACGGAGAGAUUGUGGUGUCCCUGGUCAACGGUCGCCCGGGCUCUAAGAACUUCAGCUAUUCUCCAGUGCUGAGAGAUUUCACCAAGGCCACCAACAUCCGCCUGCACUUCCUCAGGACCAGCACUCUGUUGGGGCACCUAAUUUCCAAGGCCCAGAGGGACCCCACUGUCACACGCAGGUAUUACUACAGCAUCAAAGACAUCAGUGUCGGGGGACGCUGCGUUUGUCACGGCCACGCGGAGGUGUGCGGGGGGCGUAACCAAGGCAAACCCAAUCGGCUACAGUGCGAGUGCGAACACAACACCUGUGGUGAGUCAUGUGACCGCUGCUGUCCAGGGUUCAACCAGAAGCCAUGGCGUGCUGCUACGACAGACAGUCCCAACGAGUGCCAACCCUGCCAGUGCCAUUCACAUGCCACUGAGUGUUAUUACGACCCAGAGGUGGAGCUGAGGAGAGCAAGUUUAGACACAUUGGGCAGGUACGACGGCGGAGGAGUGUGCAUCAACUGCCAGCACAACACAGCGGGAGUGAACUGUGAGCUUUGUGCUGAUGGAUUCUACAGACCCCAUGGAUCACCUCCAGAGUCUCACAGUGGAUGCAUACCCUGCAGGUGUGAUGCCAGGACUACUGCUGGUUGUGAGAUGGGGACAGGACGUUGCCACUGCCGGCCAGAAUUCACCGGAAACAACUGUGAACGCUGUGCAGACAGUUACUAUGGCUACCCGCAGUGCAUUAGAUAUCCAAUCUACCAGCCCACCACCAAAUCUCCUGCAGGCCAUAUAGUAGAGCCCACUGCCUGCCCUGCUGGUUAUUUCGGACCACCUAGCUGUCAACGGUGUGUGUGUGACCGCGGUGGAUCAGUGCUGGAGUUGUGUGAUGCGUCAGGGCGCUGCAUUUGUCGUGAUGGUGUGGAGGGUGAGAGAUGUGACCGCUGUCGACCAGGACACCACUCAUUCCCUAACUGCCAAGAGUGUGUGUGCGAUGGCAGUGGUUCGGCGCUGGAGAUGUGUGACGCAUCAGGGCGCUGCGUGUGUCGUGGAGGGGUGGAGGGCGAGAGAUGUGACCGCUGUCGACCGGGUUACCACUCCUUUCCUAACUGCCAAGUGUGCCGCUGUGACGGUGCAGGUGUGACUGACAGGGUCUGUGGGCCCAACGGACAGUGCCGUUGCCGUGUCAACUACUUCGGAAGUCAAUGUGACCAGUGUGCCCCUGGUUACUAUGGAUACCCAGACUGUGCCUCCUGCCAGUGUUUAGGGGAGGGUUCCUAUGACUCCAUGUGUAACCAAGUAUCAGGCCAGUGUCUGUGUCGCCCUGGGGUGGUGGGACAGCAGUGUGAUCGCUGUGCCGGGUCAGGCCUCCGCUUCCCCCAGUGUUCAGCCUCCAUCACCCAGUGUAACCCAGCAGGGUCAGAGGUCAGCACAGCAGAUCCACAAACGGGUUCCUGUGGCUGCCUGCCCAACGUGGAGGGAACACUGUGUGACAUGUGUAAACCUCUCUACUGGAACCUGGCAACAGAGAACCCCAGCGGCUGUAUAGAGUGUCGCUGUGGCAUCAAAGGCACCCUGAGUGGGGUAGGAGAGUGUCAACAGAAAAGUGGCCAGUGUUACUGCAAGCCCGACGUGUGCAGCCAUACCUGUGACACAUGCACGGAGGGCUACUACCUGCUGCAGAAGAGGAACUAUUUUGGCUGUCAAGGCUGCCAGUGUGAUGUGGGAGGAGCCAUAGGCAGAGGGUGUGAUGAGAUGUCUGGACAGUGCCAGUGUCGGAAGAACGUAGUGGGCCGCACCUGCACUGAGCCAGCACCUAACUACUACUUCCCCAGCCUGCACCACCUGAGGUAUGAGGUGGAGGAUGGCAUCACCCCCAACGCCAGGCCCGUACGCUUCGGCUACGACCCCCAGACGUUCCCAGGAUUCAGCUGGAGAGGUUACGCCAUCAUGUCCCCAGCGCAGAGUGAAGUGAGAGUAACAGUGCAUGUGGACGAGGCAAGGCGAUCCUUGUUCCAACUUGUCCUGCGGUACGCUAACCCCAGCAGCCAGGACAGUGUGACUGGUAGUGUAACGGCUACCUAUGUCCGAGGUGGCCAAGGGUCAGGUCAGAGUAAGGAAGUGGUGUUUCCUUCUAGCUCCUCCCCRGCCUACCUCACAGUCCCUGGGGACGGCUUCGCUGAGCCCUUCACACUGACCCCUGGGAAAUGGAUCAUACGCAUCCAGGCAGAGGGCCUUCUACUGGACUACUUGGUGCUGCUGCCCAGUGAUUACUACGAGGCUCCCUUCCUCCAGGAGAAGAUCGCCCAGCCCUGCACGUACACAUUCACCGCAGACAGAGACACAAACUGUCUGCUGUAUAAGCACAUGGCGAUGAACAGGUUCAGCUCUGUGCUGGGCUCUCAGGGCCAGUUCUCCAGCCAGUGGAGACGCAGGAGGAGACAGGCCCUCGUCCGCCGGCCAACUCCAGCCCACCCCGAGAUGGCCUCGCUCACCGGGAGACAGGCCCAGUUACAGCUGAGCCUGCGUGUGUCUCCACCCGGUCCCUACAUCCUGGUCCUGGAGUAUGCCAGCGAGGUAGACAUGGUCCAGAACGUCAACCUCAUCAUCGCUGACCAAUCAGAGAGUCAUAUCCAGGCCAGAGCCAACAUCUACAGCUGCCAUUACAGCUUCCUUUGUCGCAGUGUGGCGGUUGACGGAACCAAUCGCGCUGCAGUGUUCCAGUUUACACACAAGGCCGAGCUUCUUCUACAGACCUCCACAGCCUCAAUGCUGCUGUAUAAAGUGUAUGCAGUGCCCGCGGAGGAGUUCUCCAUGGAGUACCUGGACCCCAAGGUGCUCUGUGUCUCUGUCCACGGACGCUUCACUGAGGACAGUACUGUGUCCAGCCAGUACGACAGGCCCUCCACAGCUCUGGUUCUGGACGCAGCUCGGGACGCGCGCCACUCCUCCCACAUGUCGUCCCCAGCAGAGGGAGAACAGAGAUCCGUUUCAGUGCAGGGUGCAGUUCCUGGCAGGUAUGUGUUUGUGGUCCACUACUGUCAACCUGAACACACCACCUUCCCUGUGGAGGUAGGUGGAUGCCCUACCUCAGGCUCUGUGAAUGCCUCUUUCUGCCCGGGGGUCUCCUGCUGCAGGGAGGUGGUCAUCGCUGAGAGGCGCAUCGCUCUGGACCUUCCCCAGCAAGACAUGGCCAUCUCUCUCAAGGUUCCACCCGGGAAGACCCUCACUCUGGAUUACAUCUUGGUGGUUCCUGACGAUAGCUACACCCCUGAUCUCCUGAAAGAGAAACCGUUUGAUAAGUCAUCUGAUUUCACCAGGCAGUGUGGAGGACCAAGCUUUUCUAUAGACCCCAGAACGUCCUCCCAGUUCUGCAGAGACUCGGCCCGCUCCCUGGUAGCAGCCUAUAGUGACGGGGCCCUGCCCUGCUACUGUGACAAAUCAGGGGCUACGGGGCCCACCUGUAACCCUGUAGGGGGCCAGUGUCCCUGUAGGCCCCAUGUGAUCGGUCGGCAGUGUACACGAUGUGCCACAGGAUACUACGGCUUCCCCUACUGCAGACCGUGUGAGUGUGGCCAGCGGCUGUGCCACGAGGUCACAGGUCAGUGUAUCUGCCCGCCCCAGACAGUGAAGCCAGUCUGUGACGUGUGUGAGAGCCAGACGUUCAGCUACCACCCUCUAGUGGGCUGUGAGGGCUGUGACUGCUCCCCCAACGGAGUCAGGCCCAACGCAGGGAGAGAAUGUGACCGUGACACGGGACAGUGCACGUGUAAGCCCAGGAUCGGUGGGCGGCAGUGUGACCGGUGUGCUGCAGGGUUCUACAGGUUCCCAGACUGUGUCCCAUGUAACUGUAACCAGGGAGGGGUCACACCUGAUAUAUGUCACCCUGACACAGGACAGUGCCUCUGCAAGAGGAACGUGCAGGGUGCCCGCUGUGAUGCCUGUAGAGACGGGUCCUUCCACUUUGACCCCUCCCACCCCAGAGGCUGCGUCAGCUGCUUCUGCUUUGGAGCCACCGACCAGUGCCAGAGCUCUGGCAAACGCAGGGGGAAGUUUAUGGACAUGCGUGGCUGGCGUCUGGAGAGGGCUGACCAGGAGGAGGUGGCAUCAGUCCUCAACCCGUCCAGUAACACUGUGGUAGCAGACGUACAGGAGUUGCCUGGCACUACCCAGCUCCUCCACUGGGUGGCGCCACCAUCCUACCUGGUAGACCGGGUGUCAUCCUAUGGGGGCUACCUCACCUACCAGGCUAAAUCCUUUGGGAUUCCCAGUGAGGGGAUGUCGCUGAUGGACCGCAGACCUGAUGUUCUGCUUAGUGGCCAGGAGAUGACCCUGGUCCACAUGUCCCCACAUACCCCUAAUCCUGACAGACUCCACCAGGGCAGAGUCCAGCUAGUAGAGGGGAAUUGGCGCCACUUCGGCACCAACCGUCCUGUGUCCAGAGAGGAUCUGAUGGAAGUCCUGGCAGGUCUGGUUGGUCUGAGGGUGCGGGCCCUCUACUUCACCCAGAGCCAGAGACUCAGCCUGGGGGAGGUGGGCCUGGAGGAGGCCACAGACACAGGGGCUGGGGGCCCUGCCAGCACCGUGGAGGAGUGUGCCUGUUCCCCUCUCUACAGAGGAGACUCCUGCCAGAAAUGUGCUCGUGGUUACUAUAGGGACGGCAGUGGGCCCUACCUGGGUCGCUGUGUGCCCUGCUUCUGUAACGGCCUCGCCAACGAGUGUGACGACAGGACAGGGAGGUGCCUGAACUGCCAAUACAACACAGCCGGGGACAGGUGUGAGCACUGCAAAGACGGUUACUAUGGAGACGCUGCCCAGAGAUCAUGCCGGGUGUGCCCGUGCCCCUUUAGUGUGCCAGCUAACAGUUUUGCGGUGGGUUGCAGAGAGGUUGCUGGAGGGUUCCAGUGUGUUUGCCGACCAGGCUACGCAGGAGACAGUUGUGAACGAUGCGCCCCUGGUUACCACGGUGAUCCAUUGACAACCGGAGGAAGCUGUAGGCCUUGUGACUGUAGCGGCAACGGAAACAGCUGUGACUCCAGGACUGGUGUGUGCAAGAAUACGUUGGAGCCAGGGGACACCAACACAGACGAGCAGUGCCAAGAGUGUGACGACUGCGCCGAGACCUUACUAAACGAUCUGGGGCGUCUGGAUGAGGAGCUGGGCAGGAUUAAGACUCAGCUGGAUAACGCCAGUAUCUCCGCCUCCUCUCAGGACCGACUCAGGAUGCUGGAGAAUACCAUCACAGAGACCAAGAGUCUGGUGAGCAAGUUCAGUUCCAGUGUGAACAGCCAGAAGCCCAAGGUUAGCCAACUGGAGCAGGACACUCUCAGUGUCAACGAGGAUAUCAGCGCUCUCAAAGAAAAGGCGGAUGACAGGGCUGUGAAUGCCCAGAAAGUGCUGGGUGAUGUGGGUAAGACCCAUCUGAGAGCUAAAGACCUGGACACUGAGGCUAAGAACRUGCUCGAGAAGAUCCUGGCCCUGCUGCAGCAGCUGAAAGAGUCUGGUUCCGGUGAUGUGGUGCCCAGUGAGAACCUGGCUAAGAUGUUAUCCGACGCUGAACGCAUGGUGAAGGAGAUGGAGAAGAGAAACUUCAACCCCCAGAAAGACGCAGCCGAGAAAGAGAGAGACGAGGCCCAGAAACUGCUGGACUACAUCAAGGCUAAUGUGACCAGGCAGUAUGAUCAGAAUGAGGCAGCAGCCAAGAGGGUGAAGGGUCUGCUGAAGGACUAUGAAGCUAAACUGAAGGACCUGGAUGAGGCUCUGAAACAGGCUGGGGACAUGGUGAAGAAAGCCAACUCUCAGAACGGACUCAACUCAGAGGCACUGAAAGACAUCCUGAAACGUAUGGAGGACCUGAAGAAYGAGCGGAAGAAGGUCCAGGACCAGAUAGCCAUGGCAGAAGAUCAGCUGAAGGCCACAGAGGACCUCCUGAGAAUGCUGAAUGACAGCAAGACUGAGUAUGAACAGCUAGCUGCCCAACUGGACGGUGCCAGGACUGACCUCACCAAGAAGGUCAACGCCAUCUCCCAGGCCGCGGCCAAGGAGGACAUUGUGGAGCGAGCAGAGAGACACGCUGAGAACCUGGCCAAGCUGGCCAAGGAACUACAGGAUGCUGUAAGGGACUCGAGGCGCUCUGAUGUGUAUGCCAUGGACGCCAUUGAGCGCUACAAGAACAUCACAGAUGCGGUCAACGCUGCAGAGAAGGCAGCCAAGGAGGCCAAAGAUGCAGCUGACAAAGCCCUGAAGGCCUCUGAUGACCUCACAGCCCAGAAGAAGCGCCUGAAUGACGCAGAGAAUAAGAAGAAACAUGAUAUAGGAGACAUGCUAGAUGAGGCGAAGAGGAAGGCAGCGUCUGCCAAUGACACGGCCAGCACCACCAUGGACAGACUGAACGCCAUCAGAGAGGAAGUGGACAAGUUCAACGUCAUGCCCUCCGACUCCAACCUCGGCAGCAUCAUGGACGAUGUGGACAAAUCAGUAAAGAAUCUGUUGAACAGCAUCCCGUCUCUGCAGGAUAAGAUCUCGGAGGUGGAGGAGCUCAGCUCUCAGCUCUCCCCCGUCACCAACGUCUCUGAUAACAUCAAUAGGAUCAAGGAGCUCAUCGAGCAGGCUAGAGAUGCAGCCAAUAGGAUUGUGGUCCCUAUGAAGUUCAGUGGGGAGGGCCACGUGGAGCUGCGUCCCCCCAGGGAUAUAGAAGACCUGAAGGCAUACACGUCCCUGUCCCUGUCCCUGCAGAGACCAGAGCUCACCAACAACCGAGGGGAUGGAGCACGCAGACGGAGACAGGCCACCACGAUCACAGACACGAGUGACAUGUUCGUACUCUACCUCGGCAACCAAGACUCGUCUAAAGACUUCAUCGGCAUGGCCCUGAGGAAUAACGUGCUGUUCUGUGUGUACAAUCUGGAUGGAGAAGAGUAUGAGAUCAAGACAGACUUCAUCACUAGGUCUCCCUCUGAGCCUUCCUUCUUUGACAAGGUGGACCUGCGCAGAAUUUACCAAGACGCAGAAGUGAACCUCACCAAGCUGUUCACAUCCAACCAGCCGGACCCACCUCAGACCAGCAGCAAGCAGGGAGAGCUGACCAGGAACCUUCUAAACCUGGACCCUAGUGACAUUGUCUUCUAUGUCGGGGGCUACCCCUCCAACUUCAUUCCUCCAGCCUCCCUCAACUACCCCAACUAUAAGGGAUGCAUCGAGCUGUCCACCUUCAAUGACAGAUUCAUCAGUCUAUACAACUUUAAGAAUGCUGUCAAGGUCAACCUGGAGAGUCCAUGCAAGAGGUAUGUCCAACCAGUGGUGUUUGACUACUUUGAGGGGACUGGUUAUGCCAAGGUGUCCACCCAAGGUGUCAAGGUGUCCACCCUCCUCCUGGGCCAGACCAUCUCCACUCGCUCAGAAAAUGGGCUUUUCCUCUACAUUGGAAAUGAGGUCAACUACUACUGUGUGACGUUUGAGAGAGGCUACAUUGUCAUCCAUAGUAACUUGCUCAGAGAACCAGUACAAAGUGCUACCAAAGUCUUCCCAGUGAAUUCAGACCAAGCAGAAGUGUUGAUCAUUAUCGAGUCUCAAGGAAGCCAAGAGAUGAAGAUCCGUGUAGCAGGCAAGGAGGUGGUCAAGUCUAAUGUCCAGUACACCCCUGGAGACUUCGCAGACUACUACAUCGGUGGCGUGCCACCAGCCCUGAGAGAAAGACACAACAUCACCGCCCAGCCACUGAAGGCCUGCAUGAACAACAUCAAGCUCAACAGCAAGUACCCCACCUUCGAGGAGAAAGUGGGCAUCAGCCGGGGCUGUCCCACGGAUUUCCUGGCGUCUCGUAAAUCAGAGUUUAACGUGGGGAGUUCUCUGUCAGCUGCUCUCGAAGGCUUCAGCCUGGCAAGUGAUGUCACAGUCUCACUGGGAUUCAAGAGCUCUGAGAAAAAUGGGCUCCUACUGCAGAACACCGAGUCGAGUGUUGGCGCCAUCGAACUUGCCUUGGUCAACGGCUAUGUGGUCCUGACGUUCAAAGACACAGCUUGGAAAUCUUUGAAAUCAAGCAAGCAGUACCAGGACGGCAAAUGGCAUUACCUGACUGCCACCAGAAYGGUGGCUUCUCAAAGUAUCGAGCUGCGGAUAGAUGACGAGGAUGUGGGAGGACAGAUAACCUCAAGCCCCUUCAGUUCAAACCCAGACUCUGUGUUCCUGGGGAAAGACACCUUCAAAGGCUGCAUCUCCAACCUCUACUUGAGAAGGCCUAACUCUCUGUACAGAGCAGAGGACCUGAGUCAGUUCAGCUCUACAGGAGAUGUGCUGCUGGAUAUGUGUAGCUCUGACAGACCUCCACAACUGAUGCUCGACCGGAACACCUCCAGCAAGGGUGGUGGUAUGGAGGUGUCAGAGGACAGUCUCUCUGUGUGUGCACACUCUGUUCUAGUCAAACAUGCCUACCACAUUGGGGGCACUGUGAGUAGCCUGAGCUACAGCCUCACUCCCCAGGUGCUCCAGCCCAGACCUCAUUUCUCCCUGGACGUUAGGACCAAGUCUGCCGAGGGCCUGCUGUUCUAUGCAGCCACCAGAGGGGGGAGCUCUCACGUGGCUCUCUACCUGUCAAAGGGCAGGAUCAUGCUGUCAGUAGGCAAGGGGAGGGAGAUCUUCAACAGGGAGACAUACAACGAUGGAAGAUGGCACUCGGUAAUAUUCAUCCUAGAAAAGAAGAAGUUCCGGUUGGUAGUGAACGGUAUUAGGGCUCAGGAUGGACAGCUGACCAGUGAUGAGGCCACAUCCAUGGAACUGAUCUCUCCUCUUUACCUGGGAAGUGCUCCUGAUUCCUUGAACACAGAACUUAAGUGGAAGCUCCUCCCAAAGCAAAGUGUGAUUGGCUGUGUGCGUAACUUCAAGAUGAAUGGCACUCCCAUGCCAGAGCCAACUACCAAUCAUGGUGCUGGCCCCUGCUUUGACGGACAGACACAGAGUGGUGCCUACUUCUCAGGGAGAGGGGCAUAUGUCAUUAUUAAUGAUUCCUUUGUGGUGGGCUCCAGCUUUGAGGUGGUGUUUGACAUGCGUCCCAGGAGUCUGACUGGUGUUCUGCUCCAUGUGGGGAACUCCAGCAGGCCUCGCCUUGGGCCCAACACUGGACACCACCUCAGCCUCUACAUGCACAGAGGAGAGGUGGUGGCACGUGUGAACAACGGAGCUGGUGAAUUCAGCGUUUCCGUUCGGCCCAAGCAGCCCUUGUGUGAUGGAAUGUUCCACAGAGUUGCAGUGAUCAAGAGGAACAACGUUGUGGAGAUGCAUGUGGACACUGAGGGCCACCACAAAAUAGGACCUCCUUCCUCCUCCCCCACUCUGACCAAAGACCAACUUUAUGUGGGCGGCAUUCCAGAAACGUCCAUGCACCCAUCCCUCCCAGUCACAGGGUCCUUUGAGGGCUGCAUCCAGAACAUGAAGAUCAAUGAGGAUCCGAUCUCCUUCGAGAGGCUCUCUGGGGUAUUCGGGCCACUCAACCUCAGAGAGUGUCCAGCUGGCUGAGUAGAAUCUACUCCAUGACCACAUCCUGGGACCACAUCCACUGUCCACUAGCCGCUGCGUGCAAUCUGUUCCAAAAACAGAGAAUGUGUAUGUAUGUGUGUGAGCGAUAGUGUUGUGUGUGAAAGAGAGAAGUGUGUGUGCGUGUGUGCAUGUG